UUUGAUUAUUUGUAUAUAUUUUCAAGUAUUUAAACGAACUUAAAAGUAUCAUAUAUAUUCUGGAUGUUUUACAUAUAUUAAAUCUAAAAAUAAUUAAUAUAUAUAAGUAUAUAAAUCAAUUUUAGAUACCCAAAAUAUUUCGAUUCGGAUCAAAUUAGGUUUCAGUUCUUCAAAUACCAAAAUUUUGAAUAAUCGGAUAUUUAAUCAAUUUCGGUUUGGAUUUGGUACUACUUAUUUGGAUUGAGAUCGGUUCGGUUCUUCGAAUUCGAGUUUUUUACCCAACCCUAAAUAAUGACAUAAAAACAAAUAACAUCAUAUUUUUAAAAAAUGCAUCAGCGCGGAUGCGCUUGUCAAAAUCUAGUUAAUAUAUUGUGGUUAUGUCGCUAUAGUAGCUGUUGCAUUUGCUGAGAACUAAGCUUGACAUUUUUAUUCGGCAUGACUAGUCAGAACUGGAUCCCUCUCAAUUCUUAUGAAUAAUUUGUCGUUAUGAGCUUCCCAGAGAUACCAUAACGUCUAUUAUUACUAAUAAAGAGAGAACUUUGACAUUUAUGUAGUACUGCCUAGUUUGGUUUUUAUAUAUACAUAAUUUUGAAUGCAAAGAGAAAAAAGAGGUUUGAAAUGGAAAUGAAGCGAGCCUAAGGCCAAAUGAUCCCUUAGGUUCAUGACAAUGACUAUCUUCGGCACGCGCAACUUCAAGAGUUGAGAAACUUGUACAUCACUAGGAAAGCUACAUCUCUACAGAGAAGCACCAUUAGAGAGUCUCCUGCAACAACUCAGGAACUGUUUUCAAUGUCUUAGAGAGUAAAUCAGUUUGUGACAAAUCAGUUUCCUUUGGACCCCAUUGAAUAAUAUGGGGAAAGAUAAGCAUUUGCAUAAAGUUUGUAACACAAUCAUUUCAGAGGCAUAAUGUUACACCCCAUAUAACAAGUUUUGUCUAUAAUUAAGGUCAAGAAAAACUAUUAAAUUAAAUUAAAAACAAUGAUCAUAUGUGAACGAAGAAUUUAAAGCUAAGCUCGUGUGUUAGUGGACACAAACUAUAACAGUAAAAAUGAGGAAAUAUUAGUAAAAGGAAUAAUAAUUACCUCGUAGAACAAUAUCUGACGGUGUAGGGACAUUCAAGAAGAUAUGUUUUGAGUGAUUUAUUGAAACCUGAGAGAAAUAAAUGAGUCAAUUUGAUUAACAAGAUUCAGAGUAUAGAGCCUAUGUGCUAUUAAGUUCAAUGAACUAGUGAAUCUUUAAAAUCUUAUAUGAGAGUGAAGGUAAGUCUUUGAAAACAAUGACUGAUCAAGCAUCAAGUCCCAAGUAUUUCAAACGAUAGCGACAAGUGAGUAAUGUGUCUAUAUUGAGGGUUAUAGAACAUAGAAAAGGAAAUUAUCUUAUCAAGCUCUCUUCACGUGGUAAGUGGAGCCAAUUCCUCACCCACUGCACUAUAUAGAAAGUAAGUAAGUAACAUGAGUAAGAAAAGGACUUAAGAUAACGCGAAAAGACAUCUAAAAGACUUAGAAAUUGAGCAGACAAAGUCUAGGAACCAGAAUUGAAGUAGAAGAAGAGGAACCAUCAAGUCUAUUAUCUCAAUGGCUGAGCUUGAAAGUCUCAAACAAAGUGGAACCACUUUAGUAGAAAACAAAGUCACGAGCCGUAUGCAGUAAGGCCCCUCCUCUAAGCCAUGUCUCGGCAUGCGCCACGUGGAUACUAAUAUGAUACGGUAGGAUCAAUAUCUUUGACCGACGCAGUUGACUGAUAGUUACCACUCACCAAAAAACUAACGAUAAUGUAUGAGAAAAAAGAUUGUGGGGUUGGGCAACUUUUGAGACAUCAGAAGAAACUAAUACUGUGGAGAAGAAGGGGAAAAAAGUGAGUGAAAGUAAAUCAGGAGCAGUAAGGUAUAAAGCCCGAACUGUGACUUUUUGUAUGUCACGUACUUUUCAGAACUAUGCUAAAAUAUUGCCUGAAUCAGAUAAUCUAUUGAAACAUGGUAGAGAGGCUAAAAACGUUUUCUUCAAGUACUCAUACUUGUAAGAGAAUCAUGUCUAUUCAGAAACAAUAAAACCCGUGAAUUUGUAUGAAAAGAGAAAACAUAAAUGCACUAGGAAAAAAACCAAAUGUGGUCAACUCAACUAGAAAAGCAUCCUAGUCAAAGGUUACAGCAUCUCCAUGAUCCAUUAUUAUUUUCAUCUUUGUAAUAGCGCUAAAGGUGAAAUUGUUCCAGACCAACUCUAUUUAUUCUUUUAUAAUCAAAAGUGUUAUUUUCCUCUAUAAAUAGGAGAAUAAAUAGCAAUUUUCUAUUUUUUACUCUAUAAUUAAAGAUUGUUGUUUUAGAGAUAUAUAUUGGAACAAAUUCCACCCUUAUUAUAGAGUUUUUCGAUUUUAAAGGUAAAAAUAGCAAAAUACAUUCGAGAUGAUUUAAAAGGUGAGAGGCCACAUAAUCAAAUGCCAUUUGGAACAGAACUGAAGUUACAUGUUAUGUAUGGUUAUGUUAUGGUAAUAAAAAAAAGAUUAUGUUAUAGAGUUCCUCUAUUUUAAAGAUAAAAAAAGAAUUACAUUCGAGAUGAUCUAAAAGGUGAGAGGUCACAUGAUCAAAUGCCGUUCGGAACAGAACUAAAGUUACAUGUUAUGCAUGGUUAUGUUAUGGUAAAAAAAAUGGUUAUGUUAUGUUUUUUUUGUUUGCUAAAACGGUUAUGUUAUGGUUUCGGGCAUGGAGUAAAUAAAAUGUUAUCCAUAUCAAUUUUGAAGAGGAUGACUCCUGAGUGGAUUAAUAGAAAAAUGGAUUUUCUUAACUAGAAGCAAAACAAUAUAUAGAACAAGUGACAAGUAUAUAAAAAUAAAAUAAAAAUUGGACUAUAACUAGCUAGGAUUAAGGCUUUACAUAUUUGAUAUUCAAAAGGCCUUUUGACUACACUCUACAAGAUUGGCUGCAUUAAGAUAAGAAAAGAAAACAACAUAUAAAAAUAUACAAACUGAUUUUUAAAGCUACUACUACACAUGAAUCAUGGAAGUUUUAGACGUUAGAUAGUGUAUAUGCCGAAGUGAAUACCCCCAUGCGUGUAUGAACAAUAUAAACGGAAAGCCCAUCAGAAAGGCCCAAUUGAAUGAAUCCGGGUCCAGCACGGGUCAGCCCGUUUAAAAGAAGUUUAUUUUCUGAUUCAACUUUUCGCUUCUUCUCUGUUUUGCUACUCCCUCUCAAGCUUCUUUCGAUUCAAAAGUCUCUGCUUUAGCUUCUGGGUAUCGACGAGAGUAACGUGAUUCGGAGACUCAAGGUAAGCCUACAAUCCCUUCCUCGAUAAAUCUCCUGAUCGCUAUUGAAGUUCUAAGCUUUAUGGGCGAGCUGUGGAAAUGAAGCUUGAAUGCUAUGCCUGCUAACUGAUCACAUGACCGUACCAUCAAGCUUUGGACAAGCAGUAGCAACGAAGAGGAAGAAGGCGGAGAAACAAUUGACAUAGACUUAUAAUGGUAUCGAUUUGUAAUCUUGUUGUGGAUUAUCCAGACAUUGGAUGAUGAUACAUUUUCUUUGAAAAUUUUGCCAUGACGGUCAACAAGUUUCCCGGAGUACUAUUUGACAACAUGUUAACAAAAAGAAUACAUUGCUAUAUAUUAGGUUUGUACAAGGAACUGAAGUAAUGUUCUGUAUGUGCUGACUUGUCUGAAGAACGGAGAGAUGGGAUCUUGUACCAACCAGAAGAAAGUGUCGAAGUACGAAAUAGAAGGCUCAGGCUAAAGCCUGUCGUAGAAACAAAGCAGAGUAACACAAAAACAAUAUCGAUAAAUUAUUGUCUUUCUAUAAAAUGGUGUUCUUCAUUGGCUCUUCUAGGUUUACUCUCACAACUGAAAAAUAAAUCUUAUAUGUUUUUGUAGCUACCCAAUAACGCAUGUUUUACAUGUUUAGACAUAAUUAUAUAUCAUAUAUAGUGAACGGAACUCAACACCAUCACAUGAAUUCUUUUCAAUAGAAUAAACACACUUGAAGAAGAGUCAAUCAACUAAUACUGUCCACCAUGCAUUCUACGCUGAGAUCAUGAAGGUGUGUGUAUACCAAACAAACCACAUAUGUUUUGAAACGGCGUAUUUUAAAACCAGUUUGAAAAUGACGUUGAUUAGCACGAAACUCGUAGACAUGAUAAAAUUCCCACGUAAAAUUGUUUUGAAAAUUAAUAUUUAAUCUAAACCCAUUAACUCAUCAUAGUGGCAACCAAGUGUAUAUACCAAUACAAAUAAUAAACAAAGGGAAAAGAAAGGCACUACGGUUCCAUUCAGACAAAGGCUGGCGUAUGAAUGUGUGUAUAUAUACACUAAUCUACGGUGGUGCAUAAACAUCAUUGUAUUUUCACCGAUCACAGAAAUUUAAAGAGAGAAAAAUAUGGGAGUGUACUUAGGCAACUAUUGUUUUGUGAUGAUAAUAGUGUUGGUAUUGGGAAAAGAAGUGAGAAGCCAGUCUUUAAAAAAUGGUUAUUAUUCAUCUUCAUGUCCAAGAGCUGAGUCCAUAGUAAGAUCCACUGUUGAAUCUCACUUUGAUUCUGAUCCCACCAUCUCUCCUGGCUUGCUUAGGCUUCAUUUCCAUGACUGUUUUGUCCAGGGUUGUGAUGGAUCGGUUUUAAUCAAAGGAAAAAAAGCGGAGCAAGCCGCUCUAGCUAAUGGUGGUCUUAGAGGGUUCGAAGUGAUAGAUGAUGCGAAAGCACAACUCGAGUUAGAGUGCCCAGGAGUUGUGUCAUGUGCAGAUAUACUUGCACUUGCUGCUCGUGACGCUGUUGACUUGAGUUCUGGACCAAGCUGGCGAGUUCCAACGGGUCGUAAAGACGGUAGAAUUUCGCUGGCAUCGGAAGCAUCGAAUCUACCUUCACCAUUUGACUCCGUUGCUGUUCAAAAGCAAAAGUUCGAAGCUAAAGGGCUGGAUGCUCAUGAUCUAGUUACUCUACUAGGUGCACAUACAAUAGGACAAACGGACUGUCUCUUUUUCCGUUACCGUUUAUACAACUACACGGUGACGGGAAACUCGGACCCAACCAUAAGCCCAUCGUUUCUUACGCAGCUCAAGACUCUUUGUCCUCCCAACGGAGACCCAUCAAAACGUGUUGCUCUUGACAUUGGCAGUCCAUCAAAAUUCGAUGUAAGCUUCUUCAAGAACCUACGAGACGGUAACGGCAUUUUGGAGUCGGACCAACGGCUUUGGUCGGACUCCGAGACAAAUGACGUGGUGAGGAAGUAUGCGAGUACUAUUAGAGGUUUGUUAGGGUUAAGGUUUGAUAAGGAGUUUGGUCAAGCUAUGGUUAAGAUGAGUUCCAUUGAGGUAAAGACAGACGUUGAUGGUGAGGUCAGGAAAGUUUGCUCUAAGAUCAACUAUUGAGUAGAACAUAUAUAAAAAUAUAUAAAUAAUACCAAAUGCAUGGUAGAUGAUCUUGUCGUUAGCAAGGAGUGCUUUGUGUAAAUGUCGACAAGUUCGACCCUCAUGCUUGUAUGUUUAACUUCUCAUCACUGGCCAAAUAAAAUUUUGGACCAAAGGUCUGAAAGUUCAUGUAAUAAAAAUAUAUAGAAAUGUUUUCUCUAGUUUAAAUUUUUAGUUACUGAAUGUUCCAUCAUGUAGAUGGAGUAGUUGUUAUAUGUUUCAAGAAAAACAAAUGCACAAUAAUAUCGAUAUUUUGAAGGAUAAAUCUCAUAGAUAACACUAAAAACUUUU
Messenger RNA from Brassica rapa (field mustard), 5668 nucleotides. Its product is annotated as peroxidase 25. The record is from RefSeq and is a predicted model, not a curated record. Gene Ontology annotation, molecular function: peroxidase activity; heme binding. Gene Ontology annotation, biological process: hydrogen peroxide catabolic process; response to oxidative stress. Lineage: Eukaryota; Viridiplantae; Streptophyta; Magnoliopsida; Brassicales; Brassicaceae.